Molecule: messenger RNA, 1498 nt
Organism: Erigeron canadensis
Lineage: Eukaryota; Viridiplantae; Streptophyta; Magnoliopsida; Asterales; Asteraceae
Product: probable choline kinase 3
Exons: 8
Coding region: 164-1270 (368 amino acids)
Biological process (GO): phosphatidylethanolamine biosynthetic process; phosphatidylcholine biosynthetic process
Cellular component (GO): cytoplasm
Molecular function (GO): ethanolamine kinase activity; choline kinase activity
Source: RefSeq, a predicted model, not a curated record
UUGAUCACAAAAGCUUUUUAAUACAAUUUGGCGAUUUUUCAUUUAUUUUCAAGAUUUUCAAUCUUCAAUCUGAUUUUUGAUUAUAUCAUCUGGGUCAAUAGUUUUUGAAAGGAAGAAGAAAUCAUUUUUGUUGAUUGUAUUUUCGACUUUUUGAUUUACACGAAUGGCUGUCAAGAUCAAUGGAUUCAUUGAAGGGACACAACCCGAAGAACUAAUGAAGCUACUAGUAAGACUUGCUUCGAAUUGGGGAGAUGUUUUCGAUACUAACAAGUUGAACGUUGUUCAUUUAAGUGGUGCCAUGACUAAUGUGGUUUAUCGAAUCACUUGGCCAAAGAACACCAAUGAAAAUGAUGAUAGGACCGUGUUGGUUCGGAUAUAUGGUGAAGGGUCGGAUAUUUUCUUUGAUCGUGAAGAAGAAAUACGAGCCUUUGAGUCUAUAUCGACCCAUGGGCAUGGCCCGCGCCUUCUUGCUCAGUUUCCUCAAGGCCGAGUGGAGGAGUUCAUUCAUGCUAAGACACUAUCAGCUUGUGAUCUUCGUGAUCCUGAGAUAUCAACACUUAUUGCAGCUAAAAUGAGGGACUUUCAUAACCUUAAUAUGCCUGGCUCCAAGAGUGUUGUUCUAUGGCCAAGAAUGCGUAAGUGGGUGAUUAAGGCUAGAAGCUUGUGCUCCCCAGAACUAGCAAAAGAGUUUCAACUCGAAAUUCUAGAGAACGAAAUUGACACAUUGGAAAAGGAGUUGUCACAUGAUAACCAAGUUGUUGCUUUUUGUCACAAUGAUUUACAGUAUGGAAAUAUUAUGAUUGAUGAUGAAGCAAAAAUCAUUACCCUAAUUGAUUACGAGUAUGCAAGCUACAAUCCUAUCCCUUAUGAUCUUGCAAAUCACUUUUGUGAAUGGGCAGCAAAUUAUCACACUGAUACACCCCAUGUUUUAGAUUACAACAUAUAUCCAGAUUUGGAAGAACGAAGAAGAUUUGUGCAGGCAUAUCUUAGCUCCUCAGGAAAUCAACCGCGUGAUGAGGAAGUGGAUCUGCUUAUUGAUGACAUUGAAAAAUACACUCUAGCGAACCAUCUUUUUUGGGGAUUAUGGGGAAUAAUCUCGGGUUAUGUGACUCAUAUCGAUUUUGAUUACAUAGAUUACGCUAGGCAGAGGUUUAGGCAGUAUUGGUUGAGGAAGCCUGAACUCUUGAAAGGCAAAACGACAGUUUCUCAAAUAAAUGGCUUGGCACAUGAGGACUCCAACAAAGAGGAAGCAAAUGGUGUUGCCACAUGAAUCGUACUCGUUCUAGCUAUAACAGUUGUAUGUAUAAGAUUAAUAAUAUAGAAUGCAUCCGACAAGCUCCAGCAUUGUUGACCCGGCUAAAGGACUGCAUACGAUCACCAUGAUCGUGAACGAUAAACCUUAGAUCAUAAACUAAAGGCUUGUGUUACUAGUUUUGUAGAUAUUUCUUGUAAUGAACUCAUAAUGAUAAUGGAAAGGCGAAAAGAAUGUUUUUAAUCA